This is a messenger RNA of Cuculus canorus (common cuckoo), 3363 nucleotides long. It is a transcript of the gene ACVR1B, whose product is annotated as activin A receptor type 1B. Gene Ontology annotation, cellular component: activin receptor complex; plasma membrane. The coding region runs from base 901 to 2262 and encodes 453 amino acids. NCBI's taxonomy places the organism in Eukaryota, Metazoa, Chordata, Aves, Cuculiformes, Cuculidae. The record is from RefSeq and is a predicted model, not a curated record. Gene Ontology annotation, molecular function: activin receptor activity, type I; ATP binding; activin binding. The transcript is spliced from 9 exons. Gene Ontology annotation, biological process: activin receptor signaling pathway; protein phosphorylation; cellular response to growth factor stimulus.
GUAGAGUGGGUAGCACUGAGCCCCCAGGGUGGCGGCCAAGCCUGGCCAGCGGGUCAGGAGUGAUUUGAAGGGGACCCUUGGGCUUGUUUGGGGUCCACAAAGUGUGUCUGGAGGAUGGGGGCAGCAUUUGGGGAAGAGGAGCCAGAGAGCAGGGCCAUCUGCGUGCCCGAGGAUGCUCCGAGGAGGCACACGCUUGCCUUGGCUUUGGCUGGGAAAGGAUCUGGGAACCUUCCAGCCUGUUUCGCGCCGAUAACGAAGGAAACUGAGAUGAACGGGCUUUUCCCAGAGUGAGAAAAGGCUGGGGGGGUCUGGAUGUGUGGGGCUCCAGGGUGUUUUGUGGCCCCGGGAAGCAGAGGUUUGGCGUGGGGAGAGCAGCUCAGAUCUGGCUGGAAGGUGCUACCGUGUUGUGAACCUCAUCGGGAGUUGUGGCCUCUUCCCUUGGGCUGUUGACCCGGCCAAGGGGGAAAAUCAGGAGCCCCUGGGCACCAGCGAUUGCCGUGUGUGCUUAAUACAGAGCCUCAUGGAAUCUAUGAUAGUGUGUUUUAUAAGAAACCUUUCUAAUACCUUACGCUUCUGGAUUGUAACGACUGUAAAUAUUUGUUUGGAGGGAGGCAAGUGAGGGAAACUCUUUGUUUCGGCUGUUUGUUCUAUCCUCUUGAUUUACCUGGGGGGUUGCAACCAUUGCCAUUCUUGGGGGAAGAGAGGUUUCAGCUCUUAAAGAGGUUGGACCUUUUCCCUGGAGCUGGACGGGCCCAGAGCACCUCUUGGAAGCUUCUCAGCACCUCUUGGAAGCUUCUCAGCACCUCUUGGAAGCAUCUCAGCACCUCUUGGCAAGCUUUGACCUGUUUGUGCUCCGACUGCAAACAAGCAAAUUCCACCUGCGAAACCGACGGCGCCUGCAUGGUCUCGGUCUUCAACCUGGACGGUGUCAAACAUCACGUUCGGACCUGCAUUCCUGAAGCAAAAUUGAUUCCUGCUGGGAAACCCUUCUAUUGUCUGAGCUCAGAAGAUCUGCGUAAUACUCACUGCUGCUACUCUGAUUUUUGCAACAAAAUUGAUUUAAUGGUUCCCAGUGGACACCUGAAGGAUAACGAACCCCCAUCGAGUUGGGGUCCUGUGGAGCUGGUGGCAGUGAUCGCCGGGCCCUUCUUCCUUCUGUUUGUUGUCGUGAUCAUAGUAGUCUUUGUUGUCCUUCACCACCAACGAGUCUACCACAACCGCCAGCGGCUGGACGUGGAAGACCCUUCUUGUGAAAUGUGCUUGUCAAAGGAUAAGACCUUGCAAGAUCUGGUCUACGAUCUCUCCACCUCCGGCUCUGGUUCAGGGUUGCCCCUUUUUGUCCAACGCACUGUCGCCCGAACAAUUGUCCUGCAGGAGAUCAUUGGGAAAGGCCGCUUCGGAGAAGUGUGGCGUGGCAGGUGGCGUGGAGGGGACGUAGCGGUGAAAAUCUUCUCUUCACGUGAGGAGCGGUCCUGGUUUAGGGAAGCAGAAAUCUAUCAAACCGUUAUGUUGCGCCAUGAGAACAUCCUGGGAUUUAUUGCUGCAGAUAAUAAAGAUAACGGAACGUGGACCCAGUUGUGGCUCGUCUCUGACUACCACGAGCACGGCUCUCUCUUCGACUACCUAAACCGGUACACGGUGACCAUUGAGGGGAUGAUCAAGCUCGCCCUGUCUGCUGCCAGCGGGCUGGCCCACCUGCACAUGGAGAUCGUGGGAACUCAGGGAAAGCCUGGGAUUGCUCACAGAGACUUGAAAUCAAAGAACAUUUUGGUGAAGAAGAAUGGCACGUGCGCCAUCGCUGACCUUGGUCUGGCCGUCCGGCACGAUUCUGUUACGGAUACAAUUGAUAUUGCACCGAAUCAAAGGGUCGGAACCAAACGAUACAUGGCCCCAGAAGUCUUGGAUGAAACCAUUAACAUGAAGCAUUUUGACUCAUUUAAAUGUGCCGAUAUCUACGCCUUGGGCUUGGUCUACUGGGAGAUUGCUCGAAGGUGCAAUGCUGGAGGUAUCCACGAGGAAUAUCAGCUGCCGUACUACGACCUCGUACCCUCUGAUCCUUCUAUCGAGGAGAUGCGGAAGGUCGUAUGUGAUCAGAAAUUACGGCCUAAUAUCCCAAACUGGUGGCAAAGCUACGAGGCACUACGGGUGAUGGGGAAGAUGAUGCGAGAGUGCUGGUACGCCAACGGAGCGGCUCGACUCACCGCCCUCCGCAUUAAGAAAACCCUCUCGCAGCUCAGCGUUCAGGAAGAUGUGAAAAUCUAAACCCUGAGCCCCAACAGGAGGAAACUGCACAGAAGCUGCCACGCUAAAGUAGACGUGUGACGGAGGCCUACCUCGUGUUUCUGCCCAACCUACUGCUACCAACCCAACAGCGUGACCUACAGGCUGCUAGGUGGGGUGACGGAGCCUAUUGAAUCGCUCUCUUCCCCGCUUGGGUAUGAAACAAUCAGAAACCUUUUACGAUCACCUCCUGACAGCAUGAAGACUUGAGAAGAGACUCGACCUGAGGGGAUCUCAGCCACGAUCAUAACUCUUUGUUUCUUUAACGGAAACCCCUGUAAAGUUCGGUGCGCGCGGCGCAGCCCUUGGCAGCGUUUGGGGCUGGGGUGCCGGGUGCCGGGAGCGGGAAGGGAAAAGGGAAAGUUUUCUUGCCGUACUCUGAGGAUUUUUUUCCAGGGACUGGCACGUCAACGCAGGUUAAAAAAAAUGGUUUGCGAAACAAAUGGUGCUCCCUUCCGAGAGGCUGAACCGUUCGUCAGCUUCACGACCCCGUUUCCUUCUUUUUUUUCUUAAGCUUGAACAAUUCGAACCCCAAAAUCCGACUGGCUGUCCGUGUGCGCGAUGGUGUAUGCAUGCGCGAGGUGCGCGUGUCCCUGUGCCUGUUCAUCUCCUCCCGUAGACGUGCGGCGAACUCCUCUCUUGUUCGUGCUUUCCGUGCAUGUGCAAACAAAAUCCAGAGUGUCCUUGUUUUGAGCUGUGCGCGCUGGUGCUCUCCGUGUUGAGUCGUGAGCAUUGUCUGGCUUGGACAGGCUGCUUGGAACCAGGUCCUUCGCUCUCCCGUGGGUGCCGUGGCCUUGCCGUCCCUACGCCGGCUGCAGGAGCUUCCCAGCAGGUUGCCUCACUGCCACCUCCUCCCUUUUUUUUGACGAGGAAGCGACUUCACUCCUGGAAUCCAGGUUUUAUUUUGUCUUGAGCCCCUGAGGUUUGUAGUUUUUGGUAGGGUGGAGAGCCCUGGGGAGGGGAGAUGCCUCGGAGCGCGGCUCCGCACCGUGGGGAGAUGCAGGAGACCUUUCUAAGAACAUUAAUUCCUCGCGUCCUGGGGACGUCUCGAGGCUUGGGUGUGCUCUGCGCCUCCUCGGGCUG